Molecule: messenger RNA, 4647 nt
Organism: Nerophis ophidion (straightnose pipefish)
Lineage: Eukaryota; Metazoa; Chordata; Actinopteri; Syngnathiformes; Syngnathidae
Gene: hapln2
Product: hyaluronan and proteoglycan link protein 2
Exons: 6
Coding region: 1294-2310 (338 amino acids)
Biological process (GO): cell adhesion
Molecular function (GO): hyaluronic acid binding
Source: RefSeq, a predicted model, not a curated record
UCUUAGACUUUAUUUAAUGUGGCCCACCUUGUCAUUAAAAGUUGUCUUCCACGCCAUUAAAUGGCCCACCACAUGAAUUUAAAGACGUCUUCCACAUCAUUCAAUGUGGCCUUCUGAUGGCUGUCAUAAUUUAGAAGUGGUCCUGAAUCAAAACGAGUUUGAAACCCCUGUCAAAGAACUAGCCUGGCCUGCCAAAUGUUUUAAUGUGGCUUCCACAUAAUAUAAUGUUGUCUUAGACUUUAUUUAAAGUGGCUCGCCAUGUCAUUUAAAGUGUUCUUCCAGGCCAUUAAAUGGCCCACAACAUGAAUUUAAGUGGUCUUCCACUUCAUUGAAAGUGGCCCACCACAUGAAUGUAAUGUGGUCUCCCACAUCAUUUAAUGUGGCCCUCUGAUUGCAGUCAUGAUUUAGAAGUAGCCCUCAAUAAAAACAAGUUUGACACCCUUGUCAAAAAAUUAUCCUGGCCCGCCACAUCAGUUAAUGUGGUCUUCCACAUCAUUGAAGGUGGCCCACCACAUGAAUUAACGUGGUCUCCCACCUCAUUUAAAGUAGCCCUCUGAUUGCAGUCAUGAUUUAGAAGUGGCCCUCAAUAAAAACGAGUUUUACACCCUUGUCAAAGAAUUAUUGUGGCCCGCUGCAUCAGUUAAUGAGGUCUUCCACAUCAUUAAAUUUGGCCCACCACAUGAAUUAAUGUGGUUUCACACAUCAUUUAAAGUGGCCCUCUGAUUGCAGUCAUGAUUAUGAAAGUGGCCCUCAAUAAAAACGAGUUUGACACCCUUGUCAAACAAUUAUUGUGGCCCGCUGCAUCAGUUAAUGAGGUCUUCCACAUCAUUGAAUUUGGCCCACCACAUUAAUUAAUGUGGUCUCACACAUCAUUUAAAGUGGCCCUCUGAUUGCAGUCAUGAUUAUGAAAGUGGCCCUCAAUAAAAAACAACAGUUUGACACCCGUGUCCAACAUGACUCGGCAAACACAACAACACCAGUGACGGCGGCGUGGAGAAGAGCGUCACGCCGCAAACCAAAAGAACGUUCCGGAGAAGCGUGGCGAGGGCCCCGCCCAGCUGGUCAUGAACAUCAGAAGACAACAAUGGUGGGUCAUGUGACCAGCGUGAGGCCAGAGAGAGAGAGAGAGAGCUGGGGCGAGACAGAGGCUGAGUGACACAUGAAUGGUUGAGGACGCCAACAUGGAGGAAACAUCAGCACGCCAGUGAGGAAGUUGUGGAAGGUCUUCAACAUGUGACGCAGACCAGGUGUGUGCCCAGGAUCCAGGAGCAUCAAAGUCAUCGCUACGUCGCCAUGAGGCGCGCCCUGGUUCUUCUCCUCACCUGCCUCACCUGGACCUCGGCUCUGCUCGCAGCCCCCACCGAGCUGAGGUACCUCCUGGAGCCGCCCGUUUACGCCGAGGUCGUCGGCCGGCGCGGCGAGGACGCCACCCUGCCGUGCGUCCUUAAAAGCAAACCGGCCAACUACAAAGUCAAAUGGACCAAGCUGGAGCCGGGCGUCAUCGGCCCCGAGAACAUCGUGAUGAUUUCCGACGCGCACGCCUUCAAGCGACACGGCCAGCUGGGACCACGGGCGUCCCUGCGGCGAGCCCACGGCAUGGACGCCUCGCUGCGGCUCGCCGACCUGCGGCUACACGAUGGCGGCACGUACCGCUGCGAGCUCAUCGACGACAUCGAGGACGAGAGCGUGGCGGUCACUCUGAGGAUAGACGGUGUGGUUUUCCCCUAUCAGAGCCAAAAUGGCCGCUACAAGCUGACCUUCGGCGAGGCCAAGACGGCGUGCGAGGAACAGGAUGGCGUCUUAGCCUCUCAUGACCAAUUGUACAGAGCCUGGACCGAGGGUCUGGACUGGUGCAACGCGGGCUGGUUGCAGGAUGGACAGGUCCAGUACCCCAUCAUCACGCCUCGGCCUGCCUGCGGUGGAGCAGAACCGGGUCCCGGCAUUCGCAGUUACGGACUGAAAGACAAGCAGCGGGAUCGUUUCGACGCCUUUUGCUUCACCUCGCUGAGCAGCGGGUCCGUCUUCCACGUGGCGGGCUCCUUCUCCUUUCAGCAGGCCCAGCAAACGUGCGCACGCCACGCAGCUGACCUGGCCUUGGUGGGCCAGCUCUACUCCGCCUGGCGCUUCCACAACUACCACCGCUGUGACGGCGGCUGGCUGAGAGACGGCAGCGUGCGCUUCCCCGUGGCCAAGCCCAGGGGGCGCUGCGGGGGCCUCGCCGACCCGGGGGUGCGCUCCUUCGGGUUCCCGCCCAAGUCCUCGCAUCUCUACGGCGCUUACUGCUACCAGGAAGUCCUCAGAUCACAGUAGUCACCAAAAACACCUUGCAUCCAACUAUCUAUCAUCCGUCCAUCUAUCCAUCCAACAACCAUCUAUCAUCCAUCCUUCUAUCAUUCAUCCAUCUUUUCCAACCAACCAUCUAUCUAUUUAUCAUCCAUCCUGCCAUCAUUCAUCUAUUCUUCCAUACUUCCAACCAUCCACCAAUUCCAUCUAUCCAUCCAUCAUUCAUCCAUUUAUCCAACCAAUUAUCUAUCUAGCAUCCAUCCUUCCAUGAUUCAGCCAUACUUCCAACCAUUCGUCAAUUCCAACUAUCCACCAUCCAUCCAUCCAUCCAUUUUUCCAACCAACCAUCUAUCUAUUUAUCAUCCAUCCUUCCAUACUACCAACCAUCCAUCAAUUCCAUCUAUCCAUCUAUCAUUCAUCCAUCCAUACAGCCGAAUCUUCCAUCAAUUCCAUCCAUCAUCCAUCCAUCCUUCCAUGAUCCAUCCAUACUUCCAACCAUCCAUCAAUUUCAACUAUCCACCCAUGAUUUAUCCGUGCAUCCAACAUCCAUCCAGCUAUCCAACCAACCAUAUAUCAUCCAUCAAUUCAAUCAUCCAUCCAACAGCUAUCAUCCAUCUAUACAUCCAACCAUCCAUAAAAUACAUCUAUCAUCCAGCCAUCCAAACAACCAUCUAUCUACUUAGCCAUCCUUCCAUCAUUCAUCUAUUCUUCCAUACUUCCAACCAUCCACCAAUUCCAUCUAUCCAUCCAUCAUUCAUCCAUUUAUCCAACCAAUUAUCUAUCUAGCAUCCAUCUUUCCAUGAUUCAGCCAUACUUCCAACCAUUCGUCAAUUCCAACUAUCCACCAUCCAUCCAUCCAUCCAUUUUUCCAACCAACCAUCUAUCUAUUUAUCAUCCAUCCUUCAUACUACCAACCAUCCAUCAAUUCCAUCUAUCCAUCUAUCAUUCAUCCAUCCAUACAGCCGAAUCUUCCAUCAAUUCCAUCCAUCAUCCAUCCAUCCUUCCAUGAUCCAUCCAUACUUCCAACCAUCCAUCAAUUACAACUAUCCACCCAUGAUUUAUCCGUGCAUCCAACAUCCAUCCAGCUAUCCAACCAACCAUAUAUCAUCCAUCAAUUCAAUCAUCCAUCCAACAGCUAUCAUCCAUCUAUACAUCCAACCAUCCAUAAAAUACAUCUAUCAUCCAGCCAUCCAAACAACCAUCUAUCUACUUAGCCAUCCUUCCAUCAUUCAUCUAUUCUUCCAUACUUCCAACCAUCCACCAAUUCCAUCUAUCCAUCCAUCAUUCAACCAUCCAUUAAUUCCAUCUAUCAUCCAUCCAUCUAUCCAACCAAUUAUCUAUCUAUCAUCCAUCCUUUCAUGAUUCAUCCAUACUUCCAACCGUCCGUCAAUUCCAACAAUCUAUCCAUCAUUUAUCCAUCCAUCCAUCCAUCCAUCCAUCCAUCCAUCCAUCCAACCAACCAUCUAUUAUACAUCCUUCCAUACUUCCAAUCAUCCAUCAAUUCCAUCUACCCACCAUCCAUCCAUACAUCCAUCCAUUUUUCCAACCAACCAUCUAUCUAUAUGUCAUCUAUCCUUCCAUCAUUCAUCCAUCCUUACAAACUACCAACCAUCCAUCAAUUCCAUCUAUCAUCCAUCAUUCAUCCAUCCAUACAGCCAAAUCUUCCAUCAAUUCCAUCUAUCAUCCCUCCAUCUAUCCAUCCUUCCAUGAUCCAUCCAUACUUCCAACCAUCCAUCAAUUCCAACUAUCCAUCCGCCAUUUAUCCGUGCAUCCAACAUCCAUCCAUCUAUCCAACCAACCAUUUAUCAUCCAUCCUUCCAUACUUCCAAUCAUCCAUCAAUUCCAUCAUCCAUCCAACAGCUAUCAUUCAUCCAUACAUCCAACCAUCCAUCAAAUCCAUCUCAUUCAUCCAUCAAACCAUCCAUCUAUCCAUCAUCCAUCCAUACAUCCAAAUUUUCCAUCAAUUCUAUCUAUCAUCCAUCCACCCAACCAAUGAUCCAUCUAUCAUCCAUCCUUCCAUCAUUCAUCCAUACUUCCAACCAUCCGCCAAUUCCAACAAUCCUUUCAUUAUCCAUCCAUCCAUCCAUCUAUUCAACCAACAUCUAUCAUCCCUCCUGCCAUCAUUCAUCCAUCCUUUCAUAUAUCCAAUCAUUUAUCAAUUCCAUCUAUGUGUCAUCCAUCCUUCCAUGAUUCAUCCAUACUUCCAUCCAUCCAACCAUCCAUCAAUUCCAUCUAUCAUCUAUCCAACCUUCCAUCAUUCAUCCAUCCUUCCAUACUUACAACCAUCCAUCUAUUCCAUCUAUCCAUCCAUCAUUCAUCCAUCCAACCAUCCAUCAAUUCCAUCUAUCCAUACAUCCGAAUCUU